AGGCGCGUGUGGCUCAGAACGAGCAGGAGGGCAGUGAGUGGGGUUUAUCUCUCUGUCCUGGUUUGUUUCUGUUUCUUUCCUACGGACCAUUUCUGGAGGAACCGCUUCAACGCAAAGGCUGGAAGAUGGAGAUAGAGAGGGAAAUGAAGAAGGUGACUCUGGGUCACGAGUUUGGUGCUGGAGCAGCUUGUUUAAAAUGCAAGGAUAAAUGCGAGGGAUUUGAGCUGCACUUCUGGAGGAAGAUUUGUCGGAACUGUAAGUGUGGCCUUCCUGAGCAUGAUGUGUCGAUGAAUUCAGAGGAAAACAAGAAGGUUGGCAAGCUGUUUGAAGACACCAAGUACACGGGCCUCAUAGCCAAACUAAAGACUGAUGGCAUCCCCAGGUACCAGGGCAACAUGGUCACCAUCACUCUGCCAAGCCCUACCACCGCUCACACUGUGCCCCCUACUGCUUCCUCUACCAUCGUACCUCCUGCCACUCUGGCGGGAGCCGCACAGCCUGGUUUCACGCCUGCAGGAACCGCACCUACUGGCUCUCCAUCACCAGCUCAGUGGAAGCCACAAGUACAGCCCAAACAUGUCGUCGUCAGUCCAGUUAAGGCUACCAAAGUACCGGCCACUGCUAAUGCUACAGCAGCCAGCGUGGUUCCAGUUCCUCAGCAGGCCCCAAUGAAAUCAGUCACCUAUGAGUGGGCCCCUCCUGUGUCCAACAAGUAUCUGGCUGUGCGUUACAUCGAGCUGCUCCCACCUGAGAAGCGUCCGGUCGCCGGGACAGAGGGGGCUGCUUACCGCCGGCAGCAGAUGGAUCGUCAGCUGCCUGAACACGACCAGGACCCUUCAAAGUGCCACGAGCUGAGCCCUGCUGAGGUGAAGCAGAUGCAGCAGUAUGUGCGUAAAUGCAAGGAUGAGGCCUUGGGAGUCGGAGACGUCCUGCUGCCGGAGGACAUGGCUCAGAUCCAGGCAGGGGGACCAGGUGCCGGCGGUAAACUCGGAGGGUCUGCAUCUGGGCCUGGUGCUGGUGUUGGAGUGGCUGGAAUCUUACCAGGGGGUCAAGUUGGUGGAGCUAAUUCUGGCCCAGUUCUUGCGGGUUCUGGUGUUGGUGGAUUUGGACCUGCUGGAAGGGGAGCUGGACCAGGACCCACCUCAGGUUCUGGGACUGAUCAGUCUGCUGGUCUCAGACCAGCAGGAGGAGCCAUGGGUACUGCUACUGCCGGGUCAGUCGGACUUCCACAGAAGAACUUUUCAUGCCAUCACUGUAAGAAGCCUAUGCUGUUGGGAGAGCCGGCCGUUUAUGCUGAGCGGGCCGGCUACGACAAACUAUGGCACCCAGCAUGCUUUGUGUGCUGCACCUGUAGUGAACUACUGGUGGAUAUGAUUUACUUCUGGAAGAAGGGCAAGAUGUUCUGCGGACGGCACUAUGGAGAGAGCGAGAAGCCUCGAUGCUCUGGCUGUGAUGAGCUGAUCUUUAGUAACGAGUACACUCAAGCUGAGGGGCAGAACUGGCAUCUGAAACAUUUCUGCUGCUUUGACUGUGACUGCAUCCUGGCUGGAGAGACGUAUGUGAUGGAGAAGGACAAGCCCAUCUGUAAACCCUGCUACAUGAAAAACUAUGCUGCGGAAUGUGCUUCUUGCCAGAAGGCGGUGGAGCCUGAGGCUCAGAGAGUUUCCUACGGCGAGCACCACUGGCACGCAGUGCCAGAGUGCUUCAAGUGCUCCGGUUGCACCAAGUGCCUGAUUGGUCAGCGCUUCAUGGCGGUGAAGAACUGCCUCUUUUGCUCUGUGGAGUGCAAGAAGAAAGUCAUGGCUUAGGCAGCCAAUCCUGUUUGCCCCCCUCAGCAGAGGGAACAGGCAAUGACCGUGAUGGUUGUAAUCGUUUUAACAUACUAAUGUGCCUUUUCCCUUUAAUAUGGAAAGCUACUGUAACAGUGACUAUAAACUCAGCUUCUUCGGUUUAGAAUGACGGGUAGGGGCAUCUUUUUUUAAAGCCCUGCCCUUAUUAUGAUACAAUAUACAUAACCCUGAAGCGUAUGCUGUUUGUAUCACGUCAUCUCUUACCUUACCAUUCCACUGCCUCAGAGCAGUAAUAUGGUGGAAAGAAUUUAGACAACAAAAUGCAGAAAUAUAUUUUGGAUCUGAAUAUUGUUGCACUGAAUGAGAAUCAAAUUGCACAUGUAAUUAUUUUUCUGUAGCAUCUUGCACGUUUUGAUGGUGCAUCUUGGUUUACAAAAACUUAAUUUGGAAAGGUUUUCAAACCUGUCUGCCACCAUUUUAUCCAUCCUUACUGUAGCACUCCACAUUCUGCUGUUUUUUUUUUUUUUCUCUUUUGUUUUAUUUCUUAUUUGUAUUUCAGUUAGUUUAAAAAAAAGAUCCUUGGUCUUGAACAAAGAAAAUGAAUAAAAUUAUUGCAAAUUAUGUAUGAAACUUGUGAAAACUGAAAGCAAAGUGUUCCUUAACAGCUCAGGUAUCUAAUCCUGCUCUGCAUAAAUUAGUUGUUUUUUUGUUUUUUUUUCAAUAAUCUUUUUUCUCAGUUGCCUCAUGUAGAAUCAGAAACCCCACAGUUCAAUCUAUAGCAGUAAAUCUAUAGAUACUAAACGCAAGGGAAGGCCUUUUAAUUGAUUUUGCAUAUUUCAGUAGCCAGGCAGUUCAAAGUGCUGUAUAUAUUAAAACACAGGGAAAAUUAUAUUGCUAGAUAGGUAAAAAAGGGAUAAUGAUUGAUAAUAAAACGAACAAAAGUUGGAUUACAAACCUAAACUGCUAAUGUUAGGUAGCACAGUCAAAAGCCAUUAUGUUUUUAAUCUCAAUUUAAAGCAAUUGAGGGCUUCAGCACUCUUACAGUUUUCUAGCAGUUUAUCCAGUUUAGUGGAGAAUAAGAACUACAAGCUGCUCCAUGUUUGGCUCUGAAGAUUUAUGCCAGAGGACCUGAGAGGUGUGGGUGCUCUGUUCUGAGAUAUAGGGAGCCAGAGGAAGGACUGAAGGCCGAGCUGAUGUGCUCCACUAUCUUAGUUUUAGUGAAGAUGUGAGCAGCAGCUUUCUGAAUCUUCUGCAGCUGUUUGAUCCACCUACUUUUUUGGUUUUAAGUGAUAUCUUUGUUAAAGGGAUAACAUUUUCACAAACCAUGUGAUUUCUUGUUUUGUUCCUAAAUAUCUCUUUGGCCAUUGUAAGAAAACCAAAUUUGUCCAGUGUUCUGUAAUAACUUUUAUCAAAAGUAGGACCAGUCAAUUUUUUUCUCGUUUGUUAUUUAAGUUAAGCUCACGGUUUUCAGAUCAACAGUAAACGUCAGACCAAAAUAGACUUUCUUUUUUUUUUUUUGAGUUUUUUCUCUCUGUGUACAAAGGACCUUUAUUUUUUAUAGUUGAUACUCUGCAAACAGAAAAUGAGAUUAGAGAGAGGGGAAAAGUAUGCCGUAAAGGUUAUCAAAGCAGAACCUGCGACCUCCCCCUUGAUGACUAACGCCUACGUUCAUGAGUUGCACAUAAUUGUCAGAAAAUUUCAAACUAGAGUUGCCGUUGAACACUGAACAAAUGUAAGCAAAAACAUCCAUUUCGAACAACAUCCAUUAUUUCUAUCAUUUGUACUAUGUUAGGCUUUUCCAUGCAUUUAACUGUAGGUUUCUGUUCACUACAUCAUCUGUAUGGUGUCUAAGGCUGCAACUAACAAUUAUUUUGCAAAUUGAUUGAUCUGUCGAUAAUUUUUUUGUCAAUUAAUAAUUGGAUAGCCAAAGGUUACUUAAAGAAGAUUUUUUUUUUACGAAAUUAACCAGUUGAACCUGAAACAAUUCCAUUCAAGGAGUUCUGGAUAGAGCAU
Messenger RNA from Cyprinodon variegatus (sheepshead minnow), 3803 nucleotides. RefSeq names its product testin LIM domain protein (gene tes). The record is from RefSeq and is a predicted model, not a curated record. Lineage: Eukaryota; Metazoa; Chordata; Actinopteri; Cyprinodontiformes; Cyprinodontidae. Gene Ontology annotation, molecular function: zinc ion binding. The transcript has 7 exons. The coding region runs from base 126 to 1808 and encodes 560 amino acids.